Messenger RNA from Cucurbita moschata (crookneck pumpkin), 1226 nucleotides. Its product is annotated as serine/threonine-protein kinase SRK2E-like. Lineage: Eukaryota; Viridiplantae; Streptophyta; Magnoliopsida; Cucurbitales; Cucurbitaceae. The transcript has 9 exons. Gene Ontology annotation, cellular component: nucleus. Gene Ontology annotation, molecular function: protein serine/threonine kinase activity; ATP binding. The record is from RefSeq and is a predicted model, not a curated record. Gene Ontology annotation, biological process: intracellular signal transduction; protein phosphorylation. Bases 51 to 1118 code for a protein of 355 amino acids.
GAGGGCGGAUCGAGGUAGGUUGCUCGGGAGCUGGAGGGACGGUGGCAGCCAUGGACGUGCCGAUCAUGCAUGCCAGUGACCGCUACGAGCUCGUCCGAGAUAUUGGCUCGGGCAACUUCGGGGUGGCUAGGUUGAUGCGAGACAAGGACAACGAUGAGCUCGUUGCUGUUAAGUACAUUGAGCGAGGUGACAAGAUAGAUGAAAAUGUUCAAAGAGAAAUAAUAAACCAUAGAUCUUUGAGACAUCCCAACAUUGUGAAGUUCAAAGAGGUCGUUCUAACCCCGACCCAUCUUGCCAUCGUCAUGGAAUAUGCCUCCGGUGGAGAGUUGUUCGAGCGGAUCUGUAACGCCGGCCGUUUCAGUGAAGACGAGGCACGAUUCUUCUUUCAGCAACUGAUAUCGGGAGUGAGUUAUUGUCAUGCAAUGCAAGUUUGCCAUAGAGAUUUGAAGUUGGAGAACACAUUGCUCGAUGGAAGUCCGGCCCCACAUCUUAAGAUCUGCGACUUCGGCUAUUCUAAGUCGUCGGUGUUGCAUUCUCAACCAAAAUCGACCGUGGGAACUCCAGCUUACAUAGCUCCUGAAGUGUUGCUCAAAAAAGAAUACGAUGGGAAGAUUGCUGAUGUUUGGUCUUGUGGGGUGACAUUGUAUGUCAUGUUGGUUGGAGCAUACCCUUUCGAGGAUCCCGAGGAUCCUAAAAAUUUUCGCAAAACCAUUCAGAGAAUUUUGAAUGUUCAAUACUCCAUUCCCGACUAUGUUCAUAUAUCUCCCGAUUGUCGACAUCUCAUGUCUAAAAUUUUUGUUGCUGACCCAACCAAGAGGAUAUCAAUACCAGAGAUCAGAAACCAUGAAUGGUUCUCAAAGAACCUACCGCCCGAUCUGGCGGAGGAGAAGACUGCAACCACUCAUAAUAUUGUGGAGGAGGAUACCCAACCGCCGCAAACCAUCGAAGAAAUCAUGCAGAUCAUCCAGGAAGCUGCCGUGGAGGCGGUCGGAGCUCAGAGCCCGAAUGGCCAGUAUCUGACCGGGAGUUUAGACAUCGACGAUGACAUGGAGGAGGAUUUGGAGUCCGACGUCGAACUCGACUUGGAAAGCAGUGGUGAGAUUGUUUAUGCAAUGUAGCCGUUACAAUAUCUGACCGAUAACUAUUGUGUGUACGAAACUUUUUUAAAACAUUUCGAUCUUAAAAAUUAUCAUGAACUUAACGUUUUGUGGUCUCUUUAGCUGGCA